Messenger RNA from Venturia canescens, 881 nucleotides. RefSeq names its product acyl-CoA-binding protein-like (gene Acbp1). NCBI's taxonomy places the organism in Eukaryota, Metazoa, Arthropoda, Insecta, Hymenoptera, Ichneumonidae. The transcript is spliced from 3 exons. Gene Ontology annotation, biological process: fatty acid metabolic process. The record is from RefSeq and is a predicted model, not a curated record. The coding region runs from base 183 to 452 and encodes 89 amino acids. Gene Ontology annotation, molecular function: fatty-acyl-CoA binding.
UGUCAGUGCUAAAACCUAACACGCGCCCGUUGUUCCAUGGUAUUGCGUUCAACGGGAGUUAUCGAGGAAGAAACAGCGGUUCAUACUUUUGAUAUUUCAUACAGUGCCUAUUCUGCAUUCGUGGCAUUAAUUAGCAACAGGAAUUUUCCUCGACGUAUUAACGAAGAAGCUCUAACUCCGCCAUGUCGCUCGAUGAGGAAUUUAAUAAAGCUGCAGAAGAUGUAAAAGAACUUGCGACUCAGCCAAGCGAUGCUGAUCUCUUGGAGAUCUAUUCACUGUUCAAGCAAGCGACUGUCGGUGACUGCAAUACCGAGCGUCCAGGAAUGUUUGACUUCAAGGGAAAAGCAAAGUGGGAUGCAUGGGAUUCCAAAAAAGGAACCUGCCAGGAAACUGCAAAAAAAGCUUAUAUAGAAAAAGUUAAAGCACUGGUGGAAUCGAUUGGCAAAAAAUAAUUUUUGACGGACAUUGCUAUUUUAGAACUCGAAUCCUUCGCUUGCUAUCCUAGCAUCGGAUGACGAAUGGCCUAUGAAACGAUAAAGUUACUGCUAUUUCAGGAAUUGAGAUUGGAGCACGCACCAUUGAAAUCUCUUCGUUACAACAGUUUUAUUUCUGGGUAGAGAAACCCAAAACAACGAACUAUUCAGCAAAACAUCUUUUCAAAAAGAACAAAACAAAUGAGCCUAAAACGCACAUGGAUUUCAUGUCAAUUGUUGUUUUUUAUACACGUAAUUACAGAUUUAUGCAUUUCCGUUGAAUUCAGUUGAUAUUAUAUUCCACACUAUUAUUGUAUAGUCGUUAUACUCAAAUUUAUUUCGUAUUACUUAUGUCUGCAAUGUACGAAAUAAAACGUUGAUUUGUUUAAUAAUUUUUUUCCAGUUUAA